GGUAUCCCACAUGAGUGGCGUUAAAGCACCUCGACGCUGGCUGUCACUUGCCAUGAAACGCACAAGAAGAAGAAGACGCUCUGGCCAUCAGCUGCACAUGCGUAUUGGGACGCCGCUGGUUGUGAGUAGAAAUUAUGGCCGUCGUGAUGCAGACGGAGGACUUUCCUUACUUACCUUCGGGACCGGCGGAGGUAAAUAAGAUGAUAAAGGAGCACGGCGACCUGUUUUCUGACUCCCAGUGUAAAGUCUGCAGUGCUGUCCUAAUUUCUGAGUCUCAGAAGUUGACUCAUUAUCAGAGCAAGAAGCAUGCCAACAAAGUGCGGCGGUAUCUUUCCAUCCAAAAUGAGAAGGAGCCAGCGUUGAAGAAGUUAAAGUCAUCAUCAUCUGACAGUGACUGUAACAAUGGAGACACUGACCGGUCAAAGGUGUGUCAUGUAUGUAACAUGACCUUCUCCUCUCCUGUGGUGGCCGAGUCUCAUUACCAGGGAAAAGUUCACGCCAAGAACCUGAGGCUAAAGACGGUCGGCCUCCAGGCCCCAGUAGCCUCCCAAACAGCACCAACAGCUCAGCCGAAGAAAAAACCCAUAGAGGAUUCGAGCGCUGUGUCGGCAACGGGCGGCAACAACAACAACAACAACAACCCGGACCGUUUCUGCUCCAUCUGCCAGGCGUCCUUCAACAACCCGCUCAUGGCCCAGCAGCACUACGUGGGCAAGAAGCAUAGAAAACAGAUGACCAAGCUCAAACUGAUGGAGACGUACGGCCCCUCCACAGCACCAGCUUCCACACUAAAGGGCUACCCAUGCACCAUCUGCAACAUUGAACUUAACUCUGUGGAGCAGUACCAGUCUCAUAUCAGCGGCGCCAAACAUAAGAACCAAAUGAAGAAAUCAGGCCUCAACACUGCAGAGAACCAACACACGGCAGAACAGUCGUACAAGGGCGACAAACAGUACACCGGCAAAGACAACCAGUAUACAGCCGCAGACGACCAGUACGCACCCGGGGGUGACCAGUACGACACUGGAGAUGACCAGUACACAGCCGGAGAUAAGCAGUACACUCCUGAGGACACGGAGUACUCAGAGGAGUACCAGUAUACUUGAGGCUGGACUGAGAGGGACUGCUGAGGUUUCAGUCAGGACUUGGAAUGACUCACAACAACCAGCCCCUUUAACACAUUAACAAACCAUCAACCUCCAUUGACCUUCAGCUCCUGUCAGAGUCUUUUGUCAGUAGGUUUUGUCCUGGAACAGAGUCAUUGAAAAAAAAAAAAAAACAACAACACAGGUUUGAACUCUGGAAUUCCCCAACGUGGUAUUUUAUCAUUUUGGGCUCCCAGGUGAAACGGUUACAGAAUGUUUUUAUUUUUGUUUUUAUUUAUUUUGUUUUCUCUCCACAUGAAACAAGUUUUAAGUGUGGUGAAAUGAUGGUAAGCAGUUAAACCUUUCAGUGUGUGAAUGUGGGUUCAGCAGUGUUGCAGCUCAGCCUACAAUCCCAAUAAAGAAUGUCUUGGGGGUUCAACUGGCCUCUACUUCCGUUACAGAUUUGUGAACCGACAUAUGACCAUUCUUCAUAUUGAUGUACAUUAGGGCUGGGUAUAAUCUGAAAUGUGUCAGUGCUGGUGCUGAUAAUGCAUAAAUAUCUUAUCAGAGAAUAAAUACAUAAGAGGACAAAUCCGACUUUCAGUCACAUUUUGGCUGGUACCAAAAAUGUACUGAGGUUUGAAACCCAGCCUUAGUUUACAUAUAUACAUCAGAAUAAUAACACAUGAAAGUCUAAAUCCAGUUAUUCAACUUUAUUCCAUUAAAUGCAUCAGCGAGAUACAGUAAGGUUAUUUAAUUGUUCAGCCUCUACUAACAUCUAACUAGUACUAAAAUCUAGCACCAGAGCUACAUGCAACCAAUGACAAUUCAAAGCAAAGCUGCUUUCCAGCUCUAGUUCACCUGAAUAUAGUUGGUUUACAUCUCCAGUGAAUGUAUGUGGAACAUGUCUUCACCUCAUUUCUCUGUUUUCUCCAUGUUUGAUUAUUUUUAAAUCUGGUGUUGAAGACGCAGACAUAGGAAAAGACAUAAAAUCACAAACUUUGGAAGAGCCAGAUCAGCCACUGUAGCCAGUUUUGAUAUUAUCAUUACUGUCUAUACAGAGGAAAAAAGUCUGAGGCUUUCUGUUUUGAUAAAUCUAUUACUAGUAGAAUUUUAUGAGAAGUAGCUUUUUACAGUUUUUCUUUUCUGACUUUUAGUUUUAUUUAAAGCUGAAAUAUCUCCAGAAGUUGUUUCUUGUUGUUUUUCAUUGAAACAUUUGUUUGUUUUGUGUAAAUCCCAGAUGGUUAAGUUAUUGGAUUCUUUUUAAUGUGGUUAUCUGGACAAAGCUGAUACUUCUGUUUAUGUGGCCCAGAGUUUUUUUUUAUUAUUUGCCUAUUUUAAAGUGCAGUAAGUUUUCACUGUUUAAAAAAAUAAACAACCUCAAGUUUGGUAAAACUGAAAGGAUUUUACUGAAGAACUUUUCUAGUCGGUUAAUCUUGUUUUCUUGCUCACUGUAAGACAAAAUGAGUGUAGGUUGCAUAAACCUGAAUAAAGUAUUUUAACAUAGGAAGAAUAACAUGACAUUGGAAAUCUCAUCAGACGCUCAUCAUUAAUUGAUGAAAGAUAUAGAUGUCAACGAAAAAAGGUCACAAACCUGCAAGAACCUCAAGCUGUCAAUCAUCGUCAAUAAGUAUUUUAUAGAGGUUAAUGUCAUUUUUUUUUUUUUUUGUUUUUAGAAGAAAAGAAUAUUUCUUUUCAUUUUUCAGGAUUGUGGACAGUUUCAGUUACAAAAUGGAGAUUAAAGGGAUUAUGAUGAAAAAUAUUAACGCAAUCCUCACAUUUCAAACAUUAAAAUACAAGCGUUUUUGUACUGUUGAGUUACACUCUUUGUUUACUGAAGGGUGAAAGAUUUAUUUAUUUUUUUUUUUGAGUUAUCCAAAAUGGGGCUUUAUAACCUCUGGAGGAGACUGCUUUCUGAGCUCUGCAAUUACUGUCAGUAGCAGAGAUUAUGAUUUUCACUACAGAGAUUUUCAAGAGUGAUGUCAAAUUAGAAAGUGAUGUCAAUAUUAGAGUAACAGAAGCAUUUUUCUAGUCCAUUUGUCCUCAUAAAAGACAACCGGGUGAAUAUUUUAGUAUUGAAUGUCUUCAACUUUCUGGCUAACAAAAAUUGAACUUUUUUUUUUUUUUGGAUGUAAUUUAUACAAAGAGGGCUCAUACAUACUGUAUAGUACAUGGUGUAUAAAAAGACAAAUGGCCUUUUUGUUUUCAUCCUCAUUCUCUGUGUGUUAGAUGUUUUGUGAUCAAGAUUUACUUUCAAUAUAAGUUAUGUAUACAUGAGGGGGGGAAUGCCGUGAAGAUGUGCAUUAAGUAAAGAAAUGUUUUAAGAGA
Lates calcarifer (barramundi perch) is the source of this 3413-nucleotide messenger RNA. It is a transcript of the gene znf346, whose product is annotated as zinc finger protein 346. The record is from RefSeq and is a predicted model, not a curated record. Gene Ontology annotation, molecular function: nucleic acid binding; zinc ion binding. Lineage: Eukaryota; Metazoa; Chordata; Actinopteri; Centropomidae. The transcript is spliced from 7 exons. The coding region runs from base 135 to 1106 and encodes 323 amino acids.